Molecule: messenger RNA, 715 nt
Organism: Fomitiporia mediterranea MF3/22
Lineage: Eukaryota; Fungi; Basidiomycota; Agaricomycetes; Hymenochaetales; Hymenochaetaceae
Exons: 5
Coding region: 1-483 (160 amino acids)
Cellular component (GO): nucleus; CHRAC
Molecular function (GO): protein heterodimerization activity
Source: RefSeq, a predicted model, not a curated record
AUGGAACAAGACAGUCAAGAUGCUGGCCCUGCUUCGAGUGCGCAAGAAAAUGUUCAUGUGCAGCCCUCAAAGCGCGAAAACUUUGUGUUACGUGAAGAAGGUCGAAGCUUGCUGCCCGUAUCCAGGGUGCAGAGAAUAAUCAAAGCAGAUAAAGAACUCCCUAUUGUUGCGAAAGAAGCAGUAUUUGCCAUUUCAAUUGCUACUGAAGAGUUCAUAAAGCGAAUAGCGGCUGCAUCCCAGCGACAGGCCGAGCGUGAUCAUAGGACUAUAGUGCAGAGAAAGGAUCUCGCCGUUGUCGUGGAGAGGGCUGACGAGUUCUUCUUCUUGGAAGACCUUCUGACGUGGACGCAAGAAGAGAAACCGCAGGCCACUAAGAAGUCGAGUAAGACUGCAAAAGAGGCUUCAGGGCCUAAAUCUACUUCCGUAUUACAGGACUUCAUCGGAAACGAGCCGCUCGUUAGCAUACAGCCAGCGGGCUCGUAGUCUGGAUAGUAUGGUUCUUGCACUAUCAGUAGAGUUUGUCUGUGAAUUGGUAACUCGCCUUUAUGCUGCAUGCGGCGCGGGUCAUCAGUGUUAAGAUGUCAGAAGAAGACUUUCGCGGACAGUGGUAAGCGAUGCAUGAUAUGGACACCAUACUAAACACAGGUAUUUGUCUGAUUUUAACAGCGUCUAACUGGCAUCAAGACGCCAGAGAGACCCAAGAUUCUUGAUGCCC